AUGGCGCAAAAUAUUGCUCCCUUUCCGGCAGUGCCGCCGAGUCUGAGGUCUUUGCAGACAUUUAUGCGGAUCGCGUCAGACUUGGAGAAAAUGGAUCCAACGAUAGGCUAUUGGUGUCGUUUCUAUUGCGUUCAGACGGGACUCAAAAUUGACAGCAAAUCCAAAGAAGCGGAGAAGAAGUUGAGACACGAGAACGAGGCGGUAACCAAUGAAAUGGUAGGUCAGGCGCACGUCGAGAACUAUGCGCUCAAUAUGUUUAACAAAGCCGAUACUGACGACCGCGAGGGAAGCGCUAACAAAAACACAUCGCGUCUGUUCCUAAUCUCUUCGCAUUUGUUUGAUGUGCUGUCAGUGUUCGGAGAGGUUCCCGAAGAGGUGACCAAACGCUGCAAAUACGCCAAAUGGAAAGCCAUUUAUAUUAGUAGAUGUCUGAAGAAUGGGGAGACACCGGUUCCCGGACCCGUCGCCGGUACCGAUGCCGAAGAUUUCGACCAAUACUUACCGAACAUUCCUUCGGCUGAUUAUGGGAUGACAAGUGACUCCAAUGAGGACAACAAUACACCGCAACCUUUGCCGAGAGCGGGCGCACCAAACUUUGCGGGCAAUCAACCGGCAGUCAGUUCCAGUUAUUCAUCUCAACCAAUGGCCACCGAAACCGAGUCAGUGAUCACAGCAAUGAAUGGUAUGUCUUUGAGUGCGGAGGACGUGUUAAAGGCCCAGAAGUAUUGCAAAUUCGCUGGAAGUGCCCUUCAGUACGAAGACAUACCGACGGCUAUCACUAAUUUACAGAAGGCUUUGUCAUUACUGACCACAGGACAGGAAUAGUACUCAUAAUAGUCUUGUUGUGCAUUGUUUUUGGCUAACAUUAUCUCAUUUAAAAUUUUUUAAAUGGAUAAAUGAUUGAUUAAUUCGCAGAAAAUAUUUAUAUCACUUAUUUUAUAUACAAUACGACAGAAUAUGGCAUCAAUUCUUAAUUUGAUCGCUGCAUAAGUGGUUCGCUUUCAGAACUUCCCAAAUGAUAAGAUGAUAGCCUUUUCUCUAAACAUUUUAAACGCAAUUAAAGUCAAUUGAUUAUAAAGAAAGAAUAAUAAAUUGAAAUACAAUCUUA
Messenger RNA from Medioppia subpectinata, 1108 nucleotides. The record is from the annotation of a GenBank genome assembly. NCBI's taxonomy places the organism in Eukaryota, Metazoa, Arthropoda, Arachnida, Sarcoptiformes, Oppiidae.